Molecule: messenger RNA, 483 nt
Organism: Lingula anatina
Lineage: Eukaryota; Metazoa; Brachiopoda; Lingulata; Lingulida; Lingulidae
Product: protein sidekick-2
Biological process (GO): homophilic cell-cell adhesion; synapse assembly
Cellular component (GO): synapse
Molecular function (GO): protein binding
Source: RefSeq, a predicted model, not a curated record
AUGGCAUUUAGCAUCAGGGGCUUGUGCACUCUGUGGCAUUUCCAAGAAACACUGCUACUUGUUGGCUUGCUGAGAUUUGGUAACCUUUCUCCCUCAGUCCUAUCUAAAGAUUUUGGUGAGACUGUUUACAUUCUGUGCAACUACACUGGUAAUUCAGGGGCAACUCUGUCUUGGUACAAGAAUGGAGUUGACAUACAGACUCUGAAUAAUCCAAGGUUUGAGCCUCAGGCAUCUGGAUCACUGAAGAUCAAUGGAUUGGAUCCAGAUGAUGCAGGGAUGUUUCAGUGUUUUGCAUCUAACAUGGCCAAUUCCAUCAACUUUGCAGUUUGGCUGCAGGUUCAAAGUUCUGCGCCAGUUUUUGUGAGGAGUCCAAGGAAUAUCUCCAUUGUGGAGGGCCAAGAUGCACGGUUCCCAUGUGAAGCCAAUGGAGCCCCCAAACCAUCUGUUCACUGGACAAAAGGUAAAGUAAUUGUUUUCUUUUAG